This is a messenger RNA of Enhydra lutris kenyoni (northern sea otter), 6086 nucleotides long. It is a transcript of the gene SEC24C, whose product is annotated as SEC24 homolog C, COPII coat complex component. The transcript has 24 exons. Lineage: Eukaryota; Metazoa; Chordata; Mammalia; Carnivora; Mustelidae. Gene Ontology annotation, molecular function: SNARE binding; zinc ion binding. Gene Ontology annotation, biological process: intracellular protein transport; endoplasmic reticulum to Golgi vesicle-mediated transport; COPII-coated vesicle cargo loading. Bases 1645 to 5004 code for a protein of 1119 amino acids. The record is from RefSeq and is a predicted model, not a curated record. Gene Ontology annotation, cellular component: COPII vesicle coat; endoplasmic reticulum exit site.
GGAAGUUGGGCCUGGGAGCCUUGACGUUAGGAACGAAGUCGAACCUGGAUCUGGAGCCGGGCCCAGGUUCCGGCUCCCGCUUCCUGCCCGGAGCCUGUUGAAGGGCGCAAGUCGCUCGAUCUCCAUGCUUAAUGGACCACCCCUCUCGUCAUGGCCCGAGAAGCUAGUUUGUCUUCUUGGUCUAGAUGCCUGGCGCGCCCAGCCUCCACAAGCUCGACUACUUUCAGAGUUCUAGGAAGCUUGCCCCGCCCCCUGGGUUGUCACCCUCGGCUGUCUACCCAGAAUGGAGUCCAGACUUGAGCCUUACUCCAAACUCUUGGGUGUGAGAUUAUUGCCUGGUGAAGAAGCUCCUUUCCUCCGACCCCCGCCCCCACCCUGACUUUAGGAAGAUAGAGGGGAAGGGGUCAUCCGUCAAGCUGUGUUGUGACCUGUACAAGGUUUAGGAUUUGGAAGAACAGUUCCUGGGAUGGUUGUAAGGUUAAAGAAUUCUAGUCCAGAAGCAGCUCAGCUUUUCUAUAAUCAAGAUGACCCUUUCUAACAAAUGGGAGAGGCCCAUUGUUCUACUGCAGCAGCUGUGAACUGUCCUGCUUUCUUGUGCCCCAUCUGUCUAUAGAGGAGUUGGAAUGAUCAGGUUGUUUAGAUGUGAUUAGACAUUCUUAUUCUUGGAAGGACCUGGAAAAGUCCCUCUAAUUCAUUCCUCUGUUGCUGGGCAAGAUUGUAAUAACUUUAGUGGUGGCCUAGAUUCAUGACAGGCAAUAAGGAAAGCAGAAACAGAAUAGUUGGAGGAGUGCAUAGGAUUUGGGGUACUCCUAGCUCCUCUGCUUGAAGCUUAGAUAAAUGAUCUUUUUACAUGAAAUUUAACUUUGUCAUUGAUCCUUGAACUCUUUUCCUAGGUUAUUGUGAGAAGUUUUUGUGCCUGGCCUGCACUUAAUAGUGUCUGGUACCCUACUAGAGUUUUGGGGUAUCCUUUACAUUUAAUAAUUUUAAUGCUUCAGUUCUCAAAUCCAACAUUCUUUUGGUGGAAAGACUGGAAAUGGAGUAGCAUUUGAAUUGUUGCGGUUCAGCCAAAGAAUUUCAUUUCUCUAAUCAGUUACUCUAAAAUUUGUCUUUUGAGGAGGAAGGAAUUUAGCUGAUAUGUUUUGUAUGUGUAGCCUGAGUGAUUACAAAUGACUAGCAGAUUAGAGGGUAUUCAGUUUUUGUUGAAUGAGCCCAUGCUAGAGUGAAUGAGUUAGAAGUGGGAACAUUGUUUCAUUUACUUAAUAUCACAGUAGUUCAUCAGUAGCAGGACUCCUUGUGUGACUAGACACUAGAAAUCAUUACCACUGGGGAAUGGAGGCUGUUGCCCCAUUCCAUUGGGCAUGUCUGAAGUUGAAAUUUAUAUCCUUUUGGCAGUGACAAAGCAUGGGGUUCACAGUAACAAAUCUUUACUUUGAGGAGGUAAUCUGGCUACUGGCUGGGACAGAAAAUGAUAAAGAUCCUGUGGUAGUAUGGGAACAAUUAGGCUGAUAACUGCCUGAUAAGGUCAGUCCUUUUUUGUGUCUACUUCCUACCCUCUAUAAUUGCUCUGUCUUUAGAAAGUUGAUUUCGACUAAUUUCUCACUUCUGUUUCAUCUUAGGUGAGAUCGAGUUGGGGAUGCACUCAUAAUGAAUGUCAACCAGUCAGCUCCACCUCUGCCGCCAUUUGGGCAGUCCCAGCCUGUCUACCCAGGGUAUCAUCAAUCCAGUUAUGGUGGGCAACCAGGAUCCACAGCCCCCCCAACUCCUUAUGGAGCCUACAAUGGCCCAGUACCAGGCUAUCAGCAAACACCUCCCCCAGGUGUGUCAAGAGCCCCGCCUUCUUCAGAGGCACCUCCAGCCUCAACAGCACAGGCCCCUUGUGGCCAGGCUGCAUAUGGCCAGUUUGGCCAAGGAGAUGUACAGAAUGGGCCAAGCUCCACUGUUCAGAUGCAGAGGUUCCCUGGGUCUCAGCCCUUUGGGUCAGUCCCACUGGCCCCUGUGGUCAGCCAGCCAACUGUGCUUCAGCCCUAUGGCCCUCCCCCCACGAGUGCACAGGUGACUGCCCAGCUGGCUGGAAUGCAGAUCAGUGGUGCUGUGGCCCCAGCCCUUCCCCCCGUGGGGCUGGGCUAUGGCCCACCAACAUCGCUGGCCUCAGCCUCAGGAAGUUUCCCCAACUCUGGUCUGUAUGGCUCCUAUCCUCAGGGCCAGGCUCCUCCCCUUAGCCAGGCCCAGGGUCAUCUUGGGGCCCAGCCUCCCCAGCGAUCUGCCCCACCACAGGCCUCCAGCUUCACAUCUCCAGCUUCAGGGGGUCCUCGGAUGCCUUCGAUGACUGGUCCACUCCUAUCUGGACAGGGUUUUGGGGGGCCCUCUUUGAGCCAGCCCAACCAUGUGUCCUCACCUCCUCCUCAAGCUCUGCCCCCUGGCACCCAAAUGACUGGGCCCCCAGGACCACCGCCACCUAUGCACUCCUCCCAGCAGCCAGGCUAUCAGCUGCAACAAAAUGGUUCCUUUGGACCAGCCCGGGGCCCUCAGCCCAAUUAUGGAAGUCCCUACCCAGGAGCACCCACCUUUGGCAGUCAGCCUGGGCCUCCUCAACCACUGCCUCCUAAGCGCCUGGAUCCUGAUGCCAUCCCCAGCCCUCAACUCAAUGAGCUGCCUCCUCAGCAGAAAACCAGGCACAGAAUAGACCCUGAUGCCAUUCCUAGUCCAAUUCAGGUUAUUGAGGAUGACAGGAACAACCGGGGUUCAGAGCCAUUUGUUACUGGAGCACGGGGACAGGUGCCACCCUUAGUCACCACCAACUUCUUGGUGAAAGACCAAGGGAAUGCAAGUCCCCGAUAUAUCCGAUGCACAUCCUAUAACAUCCCUUGCACAUCUGACAUGGCUAAGCAGGCUCAGGUGCCUUUGGCGGCUGUCAUCAAGCCACUGGCAAGGCUGCCACCAGAGGAGGCUUCACCGUAUGUCGUGGACCACGGGGAAUCUGGCCCUUUGCGCUGCAACCGCUGCAAAGCAUAUAUGUGUCCCUUCAUGCAGUUCGUUGAGGGAGGGAGGCGCUUCCAGUGCUGCUUUUGCAGUUGCAUCAAUGAUGUUCCCCCCCAGUAUUUUCAACAUCUGGAUCAUACCGGCAAACGUGUGGAUGCUUAUGACCGUCCUGAGCUAUCCCUGGGCUCUUAUGAAUUCUUGGCCACUGUAGAUUACUGCAAGAACAAUAAGUUCCCCAGCCCUCCUGCCUUCAUCUUCAUGAUUGAUGUCUCCUACAAUGCCAUCAGGAGUGGUCUUGUUAGGCUCCUCUGUGAGGAGCUCAAGUCACUGAUAGACUUUCUACCUAGGGAGGGCGGAGCAGAAGAGUCAGCAAUCCGAGUUGGCUUCGUCACCUAUAAUAAGGUGCUCCACUUCUACAAUGUGAAGAGCUCAUUGGCCCAGCCACAGAUGAUGGUUGUAUCUGAUGUGGCUGACAUGUUUGUGCCACUGCUGGAUGGCUUCCUUGUCAAUGUCAGUGAGUCUCGGGCAGUCAUUACCAGCUUAUUGGAUCAGAUUCCUGAAAUGUUUGCAGACACAAGGGAGACAGAGACAGUAUUUGCCCCAGUUAUCCAGGCUGGCAUGGAGGCUCUAAAGGCUGCUGAGUGUGCAGGGAAGCUGUUUCUGUUCCAUACCUCCCUGCCCAUUGCAGAGGCCCCAGGGAAACUGAAGAAUAGAGACGAUAGGAAGUUGAUCAACACAGACAAGGAGAAGACUCUGUUCCAGCCUCAGACAGGUGCCUAUCAGACCCUGGCCAAAGAGUGUGUGGCUCAAGGCUGUUGUGUAGAUCUCUUUCUCUUCCCUAACCAGUAUGUGGAUGUGGCCACGCUCUCUGUUGUACCCCAGCUCACGGGUGGCUCUGUCUACAAAUAUGCUUGCUUUCAGGUGGAGAAUGACCAGGAACGGUUCCUGAGUGACCUGCGUCGGGACGUACAGAAGGUUGUUGGCUUUGAUGCUGUGAUGCGCGUUCGGACAAGCACUGGUAUCCGUGCUGUAGAUUUCUUCGGGGCUUUCUACAUGAGCAACACAACAGAUGUGGAGCUGGCUGGGCUAGAUGGGGACAAGACGGUGACUGUGGAGUUCAAGCAUGACGAUCGGCUCAAUGAAGAGAGUGGAGCCCUCCUGCAGUGUGCCCUGCUCUACACCAGCUGUGCUGGGCAGCGACGGCUCCGCAUCCACAAUCUGGCCCUGAACUGCUGCACACAGCUGGCUGAUCUGUACCGAAACUGUGAGACUGACACGCUCAUCAACUACAUGGCCAAGUUUGCAUACCGGGGGGUCCUCAAUAGCCCCGUGAAGACUGUUCGUGAUACUCUCAUCACUCAGUGUGCCCAGAUCCUGGCCUGUUAUAGAAAGAACUGUGCCAGCCCCUCCUCGGCGGGACAGUUGAUCCUUCCUGAGUGCAUGAAGCUACUCCCAGUUUACCUGAACUGUGUGUUGAAGAGUGAUGUCCUGCAGCCUGGAGCUGAAGUCACUACUGAUGACCGUGCCUAUGUCCGACAGCUGGUUACUUCCAUGGAUGUGGCUGAGACCAAUGUCUUCUUUUAUCCUCGGCUUCUACCACUGACAAAGUCUCCCAUUGAGAGUGCCACUGAACCACCAGCAGUUCGAGCAUCUGAAGAGCGUCUAAGCAAUGGGGAUAUAUAUUUGCUGGAGAACGGGCUCAACCUCUUCCUGUGGGUGGGAGCAAGUGUCCAACAGGGUGUUGUCCAGAGCCUCUUCAGUGUCUCGUCCUUCAGUCAGAUCACCAGUGGCUUGAGUGUUCUGCCAGUUCUGGAUAAUCCGCUGUCCAAGAAGGUGCGAGGCCUCAUUGAUAGCUUAAGGGCACAGAGAUCACGGUACAUGAAGCUUAUCGUGGUGAAACAGGAAGACAAGCUGGAGAUGCUGUUCAAGCACUUCCUGGUGGAAGACAAGAGCUUGAGCGGGGGAGCAUCCUAUGUGGACUUUCUCUGUCAUAUGCACAAGGAAAUUCGGCAGCUACUGAGCUAGAGCAAGUGGGUAAAUGGCAUAGGGUGCCAGCCAGCUUCCCGAAAGUACUCCAGGAUGGCAGAGAAAUUGGAACAGUUCCUUAUCUAAGUCAUGUAAGCUGACCUCAGUCUCUUUGGGGGGAGGGGGAAGUAUAAGGAGACACCUUUCUGGGAUCAAGUAUCCAACCACUCUGUCAUGUCCUGCUGAUGGAAGGUGCCCCUAUCUCCUUGCAUUACCCUCCUUUUCCUGCUAAUCCUGUCGUAAUGAAUGUAGUUUCUCAGUUCACUGUAUAUGAUUCGGUGUUGGGGGAUUUGGAGGCACCCAGACUCUGGCAAUAUUAUGUGUCCCCUUGGACCAGCCUCCAAGAAGAGAGGGGCAGGCAGGAAGGAGUGGGAAUCCCAGGGUUACUAUGGGGGGGGAGGGACUAAUUCAGCUCAGUGUCAUCAACAACUUCCUAUAUUAGGGAUGAAACAUACAGGUGCACAAGAGCUGGGGUAUACAGUGGAGAGAGAAGUGGCUGGUCAGUCCUUCUUGGGUCUGGAAGUCGGCAACCAAGUCAGAGAUAGGGAGAGUGGUUGAUUAGCUUUUCUCUCUCUCCUGCAAUGAUCGUUGAUCACUCAGUGGAUAGAGGCACAUUGUCAGAGAUGAAUGAGCCUGGGAAAUGAGUUGCAAAGCAUAUUAAGACAUGGGAGAGGUACCAGCCUCUUUUCCAGCUGGAGAGGCUCCAACACUGGAUGGUUCUCUAGAGAGCCUGGUCAUCAACUUGCAAUACCUCACAGAGCCAGCCCCUAUCCCACUCUGAGUUCCCACUGGAAACACUGCUUCUCCAAGCUGGGAGUUGUUGGGGAGAGAGUCAGUGGCUGCUGGAGCUCUGUUCUCUCCUGCCGGGACACCACUCCAGCUUUGGUAUUGACAGAGUGGCUGAUAGUUACCUUCCAACCUGAACUGGCUGGGGCAGGACAAGGGCUAGGCUUGAUGGUGGCCAGGCUUGUCUGCUCCCAGCCUGGGAUGCCCCUGCUCUGGACCUCUCAUUUCUCCUCAUUGGUUUAUUUUUCAAUGCAUCUUUAAUUUGUAAAGAAAUAAAAUAAAUUAAGAUGUAACAA